AUAUUCAUUUAUAUAGCUGUCUCUUGCUGCAUCAAUUUUUCAAAAUAUCAUUCAUAUGUUGAAGAUCAUUUGGAUUGGCAAAACUCAUUGUUUCUGUUGAUUUCUUUAGAAAUUACUCAAGGCAUGGCUCCUUGUUUCUAUACCCUUCCAUUGUUCUUCUUGUCCUUAAUUUUAUUAACUUUCCAUGCUUAUUCAAUUCACUUCCAAAUUCCCAGUUUUAAUCCAAAUGAUGCCAACAUAAUCUACCAAGGUUCUGCAGCACCAGUUGAUGGAGAAGUUGAUUUUAACAUCAAUGGAAAUUAUUCAUGUCAAGUUGGAUGGGCUUUGUAUUCCAAAAAGGUGUUACUUUGGGACUCAAAAACAGGUCAACUCACUGACUUCACAACUCACUACACUUUUAUCAUCAACACUCGAGGUAGAUCACCUUCAUUCUAUGGCCAUGGCCUUGCCUUUUUCUUAGCUGCUUAUGGAUUUGAAAUCCCACCAAACUCCUCUGGUGGCUUGAUGGGACUAUUCAACACCACAACAAUGCUUUCAUCUAGUAACCAUAUUGUUCAUGUGGAGUUUGAUUCUUUCGCAAAUAGUGAAUUUAGCGAGACAACAGAGCAUGUGGGAAUCAACAAUAAUUCAAUCAAAUCAUCAAUAUCAACACCUUGGAAUGCAAGUUUACAUAGUGGAGACACUGCUGAGGUAUGGAUUAGGUACAAUUCUACAACCAAGAAUUUGACUGUAUCUUGGGAAUAUCAAACGACCUCUAGUCCUCAAGAAAAAACUAAUCUUUCAUAUCAAAUUGAUUUCAAGAAAGUUUUACCUGAAUGGGUUACAAUUGGAUUUUCUGCUGCAACUGGUUACAAUGGAGAAGUAAAUAAUCUUUUGUCAUGGGAAUUUAAUUCCAAUUUGGAGAAAAGUGAUGAUAGUAAUAGUAAAGAUACAAGAUUAGUUGUGAUACUAACAGUCUCUUUAGGGGCUGUAAUUAUAGGAGUGGGAGCAUUGGUAGCAUAUGUAAUACUAAAGAGGAAAAGAAAGAGAAGUGAAAAGCAAAAGGAAGAGGCUAUGCAUUUGACUUCAAUGAAUGAUGACCUUGAAAGAGGAGCAGGGCCAAGGAGGUUUACCUACAAAGAACUUGAGUUGGCAACCAAUAACUUUUCUAAGGAUAGAAAGUUGGGUCAAGGUGGUUUUGGAGCAGUUUUUAAAGGUUACUUUGCUGAUUUAGAUUUACAAGUUGCUGUGAAGAAAAUAUCCAGAGGGUCAAGACAAGGAAAGAAAGAGUAUGUAACUGAAGUUAAAGUUAUUAGUCAACUGAGACAUAGGAAUCUUGUGAAGCUCUUAGGCUGGUGCCAUGACAAAGGUGAGUUUCUACUUAUUUAUGAGUUCAUGCCAAAUGGUAGUCUUGAUUCUCAUUUAUUUGGUAAAAGAACACCUCUUUCUUGGGGUGUAAGGCACAAAAUAACUCUUGGAUUGGCCUCUGGUUUGCUGUAUCUACAUGAAGAAUGGGAGAGGUGUGUGGUACAUAGGGAUAUUAAAUCAAGUAAUGUUAUGCUAGAUUCAAGUUUUAAUGUUAAGCUUGGUGAUUUUGGGUUGGCUAAAUUAAUGGACCAUGAACUUGGGCCUCAAACGACGGGGCUGGCCGGAACAUUCGGCUAUCUAGCUCCAGAAUAUGUGAGUACAGGAAGGGCGAGUAAAGAGUCAGAUGUUUAUAGUUUUGGGAUAGUUGUCUUAGAGAUAACCUCCGGAAAAAAAGCUACUGAAGUUAUGAAGGAGAAAGAUGAAGAGAAGGGAAUGAUUGAGUGGGUUUGGGAUCAUUAUGGAAAAGGAGAGCUACUUGUGGCAAUGGAUGAGAAUUUGAGGAAAGAUUUUGAUGAGAAACAAGUAGAGUGCUUGAUGAUUGUUGGAUUAUGGUGUGCUCAUCCUGAUGUUAGUCUAAGACCAUCAAUUAGACAAGCCAUUCAAGUGCUUAAUUUUGAGGUUUCCAUGCCAAAUCUUCCGCCAAAGAGGCCAGUUGCAACCUAUCAUGCUCCCACACCAUCUGUAAGCUCCGUAGAAGCUUCCAUAACCAAUAGCCUUCAAGACGGUCGUUAAUUGAUGUUUUAUCAAUGGAAUCAUGAUAAUGUUAAUUAUUUUCUUUGCAUAGGUUUAUUAAAAUAAUAUUGUCUAUACUAGUACGAUGAUAUUUUAUUUAUUGAUUUAAAUUUGAAUGUAUAUUUGCAAGGUUUGAAUACAAUAUGAUUUGAAGAAUAAAUAACUUUAUCACAA
This is a messenger RNA of Medicago truncatula (barrel medic), 2253 nucleotides long. RefSeq names its product L-type lectin-domain containing receptor kinase IX.1. Gene Ontology annotation, molecular function: ATP binding; protein kinase activity; carbohydrate binding. Gene Ontology annotation, biological process: protein phosphorylation. The record is from RefSeq and is a predicted model, not a curated record. Lineage: Eukaryota; Viridiplantae; Streptophyta; Magnoliopsida; Fabales; Fabaceae. The transcript has a single exon. The coding region runs from base 124 to 2079 and encodes 651 amino acids.